This is a messenger RNA of Suillus subaureus, 1191 nucleotides long. RefSeq names its product P-loop containing nucleoside triphosphate hydrolase protein. The record is from RefSeq and is a predicted model, not a curated record. Gene Ontology annotation, cellular component: catalytic step 2 spliceosome; nucleolus. Gene Ontology annotation, molecular function: RNA helicase activity; mRNA binding; ATP binding. The transcript has 9 exons. The coding region runs from base 1 to 1191 and encodes 396 amino acids. Lineage: Eukaryota; Fungi; Basidiomycota; Agaricomycetes; Boletales; Suillaceae.
AUGUCUGGCAUCAACCCUGGAGACGAGAAACUUGUAUUUGAGUCCUCCGAGGCAGUCUCGGUUGUGUCGACUUUUGAUGACCUCAACUUGAAAGAGGACCUUCUUCGCGGCAUAUAUGCGUACAACUUCGAGAAACCGUCUGCUAUACAGCAACGUGCUAUUCUCCCAAUAACACAGGGUCGCGAUGUCAUUGCACAAGCACAGUCCGGAACCGGUAAAACCGCCACCUUCUCGAUAUCUAUUUUGCAGUCUAUCGACGUCUCUGUUCGCGAAACACAGGCUCUGGUGCUAUCGCCUACGCGUGAACUGGCGACCCAGAUUCAGUCAGUGGUUCUCGCUCUCGGUGACUAUAUGAAUGUCCAGUGUCAUGCUUGCAUUGGAGGUACAUCCAUUGGCGAGGACAUUCGAAAGUUGGAAUAUGGUCAACACGUGGUGUCAGGAACCCCUGGUCGUGUUUUCGAUAUGAUUCGGCGCCGUGCUUUGCGGACGCGCAACAUUAAAAUGCUGGUUCUCGAUGAAGCAGACGAACUGCUCAACAAGGGAUUCAAGGACCAAAUAUAUGACGUGUACCGUUACCUCCCUCCAGCUACUCAGGUAGUCCUACUGAGUGCGACACUGCCUUACGACGUGUUGGAGAUGACGACAAAAUUCAUGACCGAUCCCAUUCGUAUCCUCGUCAAGCGUGAUGAGUUGACGCUAGAAGGGAUCAAACAAUUUUUUGUUGCUGUAGAAAAAGAGGACUGGAAGUUCGACACGUUGUGUGAUCUGUAUGACACACUUACCAUCACACAAGCUGUCAUCUUUUGCAACACCCGGCGCAAGGUUGAUUGGCUGACUGAAAAGAUGCGUGCGGCAAACUUCACUGUGUCAUCGAUGCACGGUGAAAUGGUUCAGAAGGAAAGAGAUGCUAUCAUGGCGGAAUUCCGUGGUGGCACAUCUCGCGUGCUCAUCACGACAGAUGUUUGGGCCCGAGGGAUUGAUGUCCAACAAGUCUCCCUUGUCAUCAACUAUGAUCUGCCCGCCAAUCGUGAGAAUUACAUACAUCGCAUUGGGCGCUCAGGUCGUUUUGGCCGGAAAGGUGUUGCCAUCAAUUUCGUGACUGUCGACGACGUGCGUAUCCUGCGCGACAUCGAACAAUUUUACAGCACACAAAUUGACGAAAUGCCAGUCAAUGCUGCGGAGCUUAUUUAG